Messenger RNA from Aspergillus nidulans FGSC A4, 2331 nucleotides. RefSeq lists its product as uncharacterized. The transcript has 2 exons. The coding region runs from base 1 to 2331 and encodes 776 amino acids. Lineage: Eukaryota; Fungi; Ascomycota; Eurotiomycetes; Eurotiales; Aspergillaceae. The record is from RefSeq and is a predicted model, not a curated record.
AUGAGUGUCGUCGCCAAUCGGCCGGAGAGUGCUUCUAUGCCUUACACUGCUAUACCCCAUAGCCACAGCUACUCGGAUUCGGUGUAUGGCAGCUCUGUCCCAUCGAUCCCUUCUCGGACCUCCUCAGUUUCCUCCUUCAAAACCAAUUAUACCGCAUCGACCAUCCCUACCUCCUACUCUCCUACCUUUUCGGGCUCAUACCGCACAUGCGACUCUGCUGCCUCUCUGGAUAAGAUCCUGGAAUCUGUGUUCAAGCGGGUCCCGCAGGAAGUGUAUGAGAAUAUUCUCGACCAGCUACAGUUCCUGCAUUCAGGGCCAAAUCAGUCAGGAUGCAUGACCUGUUUUCAACGCGAUCUGCAUGCCCUUUCUCUUACUUGUCGCCCAUGGGAGAAGGCAGUCAGAAGUCGACUGUAUAACCGUAUUCACAUCGUCGGCAGCGACUCCCCGGCUCAAUUGAAAAAAUAUCGACUGAAAAGAGGAAGCAGACUGAAGUUAUUAAGACGCACGCUUCGCGAGAGGAAGUUGCUGGCCAAUCUUGUCCUCGAACUCCGCGUGCCCCAGAUAGAUCUACUAUUCACGACUGGUAAACAUACGGCCCAAUGGCAGGAAUAUCGAGAUCUCAUCGCCUCGGUUGUGAUGGUGUGCCCGAACCUGGAACGGUUACUAGGACUGACAAUUCCUUUCAACCAUGAGUUUGAUCGCCUAACGCAUGCAUUGUCUACAAGGCGGAAAUUGAAGGAACAUACCUGGAUUCUCUGCGAAGCAACGGAGACUUCUGAAGCCUCCCCGCGUAGCACCUCUUGCCCUGGCAGUCUCGGUCCCUUGCAAAUGUUUGAGUUUCUCAACUAUCACGCGUCAUGGACAAACCUGGAGACAUUGAUGCUUUACGGACUAGACCGCACUGCCCUGGAACCCAGCGUCUUCCUCCGUACGAUUGAUCUCUUGCCAUCAUUGCGCAACCUGUGCGUUUCGAACUUCGACGCAGACGCCUUUUCCGACACUGCUCUUCUAUGUCUUCCAUCGCUUGAAAGUUUACGAUUGGAAAACCUUCCUGGAGUCACCGAUGCCGGUCUAGCGCAGUAUACUUCACGGCCAGAGUCUUCCACUCUCAAAUCACUGACCUUGAUUGAACCUAAUAUUGACUCUCUUCUUGUGAUUUCGAAAAUCCUAGCAUCCCUCCAGAGCCUAGAACGGUUCAAGAUUGUUCAAACGGAGAAAUGCCCAACGUUGAACACAGACGGCAUAGUUUUCCAACCGCUUUUGGCCUCAUCAAGUCUCAGGUUCUUACACUGGGAUGUUGCAUGUCCCAAUCCUAGUACCGCCCUUUCUAGGCUCGAUUUUGCACCAUUCGCGAAACCUCUUCAACACACAGAAGCUCCCAAUUCACAUCUUGCACAAAGCAUUCUAUGCGGGGGGUUCCCCCGACUUGAUGCCCUGCGGGCUCCAUCAGAUAUUGAACCCCCAGGCGCCCUGCAGGCGGUUUGUCAGCCAAUCCCUCGUGGACAAGCACUACUACAGCCAGAUCGAUAUAGCCUUCCUCGAAGCUCGCACGGGUCCGUCCAAACGCGGCCGAUGGCACUUCCUGGAGGCAACAACUUGACAUCAGCCCGAAUAAGGGCUCAGACGUUCAUUGAUAUGGCCGCAAGAGACACGGAGACUGGCUUGCAGGUGCUAAUAACAGAUCAUUCUGAUUCGUAUGUCCCUGACAACGCGCUGGAAGGCUCUGAUGACGAAGCGGAAAACGAGUUGGAUGAGACCGGCAUGUGGGAAAUCCCACAGGAUCGCCCGAAACCGAACCCAAUUCCAGAAGACCAUGAAGGCCCAAUUACAGUAUUUGACUUUCGGAUGCCUGCUUACAUGGGCAGGACUGGAGCCAAGAUCAGUGAGAGAGAUAUAUCUAUCCCUCGUUUCAUACUUCGUCCCGAUAUUGUUGGACAAGAUGCCGACGGGGGUCUUGUCUCGUGGAGACAUAUUCUAGCCGCAAACCAAUCGUUUACUUUCGCCGCCGGUGUUGGUGUAAACUGCUUCGGCAGCAAAGGAGUUUCGAGUCCAACUAUUGAGGAGCCAUUGUCGCCAACGUCAACAUCAACGCCGCGCUUUGGUUGGGGGAGUAUCGCUAGCAUUACUAGUACGAUGGCCACAAGUCCAGUAACCCCGACCACUCCGCCGACGCCGAUGAGCAUGUCAACCAUGAGUGUACCUCCUUGGGAAAAGGACGUCUGCACGGGAUCCUGGAAUUACAGCCAUAAGGGUGGCCGGGACUGGUGGUUCCAUAUGGAACGGGAGCGCCCCGUUAAGGCUGAACUUUACGACGUCAAGCGCCUAUUUUAG